AGCUCUCAAUGAAAUUCAAAAUUGAAAACAAUUAUGUUCGGACUAAUAAAUGUCGUAUCUUCGUUAGUGCAUGCUUUAACCACGGACUCUCAAAGCGAAGCAAAUAACGAUUCGCUUGAUGAAGAAACUGAAGAAACAGUUUUGACAGAUGCCAGCGAACUCAACGUAACAGAAAGCCUUCGCGUCGACCUUGUUUCAACUAAUGACAGCAUGGUGGAGUCGUUUGAAGAGGCAAGUGCAAGCAGAAACAACAGUUCGUUUGCACAUUGCCUACGAGUCGAACAUUUGCACAUACAGGAUUCAGAAGAUUGGGAUGCUGAAAUUGAAGCAAGCUCAUCAACUGGAGAUGGUGCAUUCUCAGAUGCUUCUGGUGGUCCUGUUUUCAAGCCUGCCUCAAGUACAACAAAUCAAUUUCAAAGAAACCAAGCCACAUUAGCCACCAAAAUGGUAACACAUGUUGUCGAUGGGAACACUUGGAAAACUGACCAUUCGUUUAGAAGAACUAAUUAUUUUGACAAUGAAGUAUUUCCACAAAUGUGUGGAAAGGUGACCGUGCCUUCUCAAACUUAUCAAAAUCGUAGAUGGCUUUCUGACAUCAAUGGACAUUUUUCUAAUGAUGACAACAAGUCGGAAUUUCACAAAUCAUACGAAAGAGACAAAAAUGAAUUUGCAAUUGAUAAACAUCAAAUUUACUCAGAUGUUGAUGUCGAUUAUUAUUCUGACAUUGAUCCUUAUGCUGAAGAUCUUUUGUAUGAAAACAUGGAUAUUUAUGAUCCUUGGGACACCAAAAUUCCUCCAACACAUUUCGAAGAUACAAUGCAAGAUACAAUGUCGGAAUCUUUGCCUGAAAUACCUUCGGCAAAGAAUGACAAGCAGAUGUUUCCACCAAGUCAAGCGACAAUGAAAAGACAAAUUGUCAGUGAAAUUAUGACAAAUUAUCAGGGUACAGUACCUCAUGAUGUACAUAAUGAGCAUUCUGCUGAUCAUCCUGAUCAAACUUUCAGUUAUGAGACAAUGUUUCAAUGGGAUUUUAUGGAAAAACUAACUAAACUCGACGCAAUAUUUAAUCAAGCAGACAGAUCAACAUUUUUAGCAGUUUUACAAGAGAUUUUAAACAUCUCUGCUCCGUAUUCAUUUCUGCUUUAUGUAGUAGAAAACAGCUAUUCUAAUGUUUCGGAAGGGAAGAAAUCACUUGCACACAUUGCCCUGACACAAUUUGAUAGUUGGCGGGAGUCUGGUUUGUUCAACAACACUUCUCCAACAGAUAUUGAAAAAGAUCGUGCACUUUGGAUUGUGACAACCAGGAAGCUUUAUUUGUUUGAUUUGUGUAACAAGGUCUUUCACCUUGAUGGCAAAGGAAACAAGUAUCUUCAAAGACAUGUGUAUUAUCUCCUACAGACAAAAAAGUGUUAUAAGGAGGCUGUCACAAUCGCUUAUAAGCUCAAUUUACAGCCUUGUUUUCAGCCAAUGGAGAUUUUGUUUCCACUUCUGAUUUUAAACAAAGUCCAACUUGUGGAAAGUUAUAUUGCCGGCUGUCCUUGGCAACAACGAGCAUUUGUGAGCAUGCUCGACAAACUCUGCCAGAUGUCUGAUGAACAACUGGACGAAUUGACAAGCGACAUCAUCCCAUCGAAACCAACUACAAACAAAGUGACUCAGACGUCGUUAAUCAAACUUGGAGAAAGGAUUGUAAAAAAGUUCAGUCUUAAUCCACAAGAUUUCCCAGAAUUGUUUAAAGCAAAGAACAUAAAAGGAUUAAGUUAUCUUCUUCAUCAGCGACAGAAAGACAAAGGAAGUUCCGUCAAGAAAUGGGACGAUUUAAUCGAGCGUUGUGUGGGUAAUAAUUUGUCGUUGCAACGAAGUCUUGUCGAACUGUUGACCGAAUCUGGUGAUGAUGAAGAUGCUAGAAGAUGGGCAAGAUUUUAUCAACUUUCCUCCGACAGAGAAUGUAAUGAAUCACAGAAUUCGGAACCAUACGCGGAGGACUGGGACGAUGAAUUACGAAAUUGUUCGUCUUUUCACACUGUGCCUGAAAGAGACGUGCAGGAAGAAUAUCAUCCCAGAAUGCAAUACCUUUCCCUAGAUAUCCCCACGGAUAGAAUAUUCUUUGUAGAUGACGAAAAAUCAUUGCACAUGUGUCAAGAGAUUUUGUCCAAGCGUCCAUGUUCAAUUGGGUUUGAUGCUGAAUGGAAACCUCAAAUGUGUCAGGCCGGUUUAGCGCAAAGAUUGUCUAUUGUUCAGUUAUCUCUUCGGGAUCGUGUGUUUAUUUUGGAUGUCAUUGCCAUAGCGAACGAAGUGCCUAGGAAUACAAUUCUCUCGUUUGGCAACGCUGUAUUUGCGAAUGCCAAUGUUCUGAAGUUAGGAUAUGGAGUUGAGUCCGAUUUUAAGGCACUAAUAGCGACUUUACCCAUCCUCGAGAAGUCGAUUAAAAAGAUGAAGAGUUUCGUAGAUUUGUGUACUUUUAGUCGAAAGUUGUUCCAGAUCCCAGCGGUAAGGAGACGAGUGGACGAAACAACAAAGUCCCUAACUUUUUUUGGACAUUUGAGUGAGAAGGGUUUAAGUCUGUUGGUGCAGCAGUGCCUAGGGUCGCCUUUGGACAAAACGUAUCAGCUCUCAGACUGGGAACAACGACCUUUGUUACCGAAACAAGUCGAAUAUGCUGCUCUAGAUGCACGUUGUCUUAUUGAUGUGUACGAUGUACUUACGACAUGGAUGCAAGAGGAAAAUGUCACCGUGGAUUUAGAAGAAUGUACUCCGAACUUACCGUGGUUGUUUCCAAAGCGAAACAGGAGGAAGCAAGGAAAAGUUUUAAAACAACCAAAACCUGGAACAUCGUUAGUUGACUUGGAUAGACUGAACAAACCAGUGGCACACGGCUCGCCUAAUUCUCCUCGUAAUUUUCGCGUUGUUGUCGACAACAUGUUGCAAGGUUUGGGGAGAUAUUUACGGUGUUGUGGCGUCGAUGUUGUCAUGUUGGCAAAUGAUGACACUCACGAUAAAGCUGCUAAGAUCGCAAGACGAGACGAUCGAGUAUUAUUGACUACUGGAACACCAUAUUAUACGCUUCGCUCGCAAGUUCCCCUUGGUCAAUGCAUGUGUGUGCCAGUCGGCUCUGCUAAAGAACAAAUCUUGGCUGUCUUCAAACAUUUCAAUAUCCAAGUGAACACGAGUGAUAUUUUUAGUAGAUGUCAGGCAUGUAACGGGAAUGAAUAUAUUAAAGUCGGAUCAGUAUUGAUGCGCGAGGCUUACAUUAAGUACUAUGAAAGGAAAAACGAAGCUCUUGGCCAGGCACGUGAGCCAAACAUGGCACGUCAACAAUGCAAAACAUAUAGUGGGAACGAACAUAUGAGAGUCGGAUCACUAUCGAUGCCUGAGGCUUACAUCAAGUACAAUGCAAGCGAGAACGAAGUUCCUGACCUGGCACGUGAACAAAACAUGGCACGUCAACAAUACAAAAUUUCUAAUCGGAAUGAACAUACAGUAUCGAUGCCUGAGGCUUACAUCAAGUACGGUGAAAGGAAAAACGAAGCUCUUGGCCAAGCACGUGAACAAAACAUGGCACAUCAACAACGCAAAAUUUCUAAUCGGAAUGAACAUACAGUAUCGAUGCCUAAGGCUUACAUCAAGUACGAUGCAAGAGAGAACGAAGCUCUUGGCCAGGCACAUGAACAAAACAUGGCACAUCAACAACACAAACAGGAAAGCAUGUUGAUUAAUGAAUGGAACUGGUCAUCACACACACACCUUGGACAUUGCUGUGAACUGAAAUCCUAGUUGUUGCCGAACGAAGCCUGACGACACGUUGUCUGGAGAGGUUGUACCAACGAAAAUUAUUAAAUUUGUGAACUUUAAUUCACGUUAAUUCAGAUAUUUAUCGCCAGAUAAAAACCAAAGACAGAAGUUUUGGAAUAAGAAGAGAUAUUAUUAGCACUAUCACCUUUUUACACUUACAGCAUUGUCCAGUAAGUCUUCCUGUUUUGAAAUAUUAAUAAUUUCUUUAAGAACUUUGAUUUCACAAGUUAUCAUAUUUCGCCCAGUUUAAAAAAGUAUUGAUCGUCGGAUCAAUUUUAUCGGAUUCAAUAAUUAUUAAUACACUUUUAGCGAUUCGUACGUAAAUAUUUAAUAUUGAUUAUACAAAGAUAAUUGC
Messenger RNA from Xenia sp. Carnegie-2017, 4147 nucleotides. Its product is annotated as exonuclease mut-7 homolog. The record is from RefSeq and is a predicted model, not a curated record. Gene Ontology annotation, molecular function: nucleic acid binding; 3'-5' exonuclease activity. Gene Ontology annotation, biological process: nucleobase-containing compound metabolic process. NCBI's taxonomy places the organism in Eukaryota, Metazoa, Cnidaria, Anthozoa, Malacalcyonacea, Xeniidae. Bases 34 to 3774 code for a protein of 1246 amino acids. The transcript has 24 exons.